Salvia miltiorrhiza (redroot sage) is the source of this 1999-nucleotide messenger RNA. Its product is annotated as cytochrome P450 78A7-like. NCBI's taxonomy places the organism in Eukaryota, Viridiplantae, Streptophyta, Magnoliopsida, Lamiales, Lamiaceae. The coding region runs from base 120 to 1727 and encodes 535 amino acids. The record is from RefSeq and is a predicted model, not a curated record. The transcript has 2 exons. Gene Ontology annotation, molecular function: heme binding; iron ion binding; monooxygenase activity.
AAAAUCUUUAUCUUUAUUUGCAUUAUAAUCAAAAAAACCUCUUUUAUCUUCUCUACCUAUAAAUCCUCAGUCUCUCUCUUCCACUCUGCAACACUCUCUACCUCACUCUGCAACCAAAUAUGUCACUAAGCAUGGCACCAAAGGAUUCAAGCUGGUGGGUUUUCACUCUCCCAGCAUUUCUGGGCUCGCAAACCCUCCUCGACGGAUACCUCAUCGUCACAAUCCUCUCCCUCUCAAUCUCCCUCGCUCUUCUCACCUGGGCCUUCUCCCCCGGCGGAACCGCCUGGAAGAACGGCCGCAACCGAGCCGGCGCCGUCGCCAUCCCGGGCCCACGCGGCCUCCCCUGCCUCGGCAGCCUCCUCGCCCUCAGCCGCGGCCUCGCGCACCGCUCCCUCGCCUCCACCGCCUCCGCCAUCAACGCCCGCCACCUCAUGGCCUUCUCCCUCGGCCAAACUCCGGCGGUGGUGGCGUCGGAUCCUCUCAUCGCCAAGGAAAUCCUCACCUCCCCUCACUUCGCCGACCGCCCCAUCAAGCAGUCCGCGCGCAGCUUGAUGUUCGCCCGCGCCAUCGGCUUCGCCCCCAACGGCGCAUAUUGGCGCCAGCUCCGCCGCGUCGCCGCGUCGCACCUCUUCGCCCCCCGCCGCAUCGCCGCGCACGAGCCCGGCCGCCAGAAGGACUGCGCCGCCAUGAUGCGGGACAUCGCGGAGGAACAGUUUGCGAAGGGCUCCGUCUCUAUCAGGAAGCAUCUGCAAGCCGCCGCCUUGAACAAUAUAACCGGCAGCGUCUUCGGCCGGCGCUUCGACGCGGAGAUGAGUGAGCUUCAAGAAAUGGUUAGAGAAGGGUUUGAGCUGCUUGGCGCCUUCAACUGGUCUGAUCAUUUGCCGUGGAUGUCUUACUUUUACGAUCCUCGCCGCAUUGUCGCACGUUGCGAGGCCCUCGUGCCACGUGUCAGAAAGUUCGUCGCCAACAUCAUCGAUGAGCAUAAAUCCAAAAUUACGUCUCAGGGAAAUGUGUCUGAUGCUGGUGAUUUCGUUGACGUUUUGCUGUCUUUGGAUGGCGAUGAGAAGCUCGACGACGAUGACAUGAUCGCGGUUUUAUGGGAGAUGGUAUUUAGGGGAACGGACACGACGGCGUUGCUGACGGAGUGGUGUAUGGCGGAGCUGAUUCUCCACCCGGAAAUCCAAUCGAAGCUCCGCCGCGAGAUCGACGCGGCGGCGGCGGGGAAGGCGGUGCUAACGGAUGCUGACGUGGUGGGGCUGCCGUAUCUGCAGGGGGUUGUGAAAGAGACGCUGAGGGUGCACCCGCCAGGUCCGCUGCUUUCGUGGGCCCGCCUGUCCACGUCGGACGUCCACCUCAGCAACGGGAUGGUGGUCCCAGCCGCCACGACUGCGAUGGUCAACAUGUGGGCCAUCACGCACGAUCCGGCGGUGUGGGAGAGCCCUUUGGAGUUCCGGCCUGAGAGGUUCGUGGCGGCGAUGGGCGGGGCCGACGUGGACGUCCGCGGCGGCGAUCUCAGGCUGGCGCCGUUUGGUGCGGGUCGGAGGGUGUGCCCGGGGAAGAAUCUUGGGAUCGUGACGGUGGCGCUGUGGGUGGCGAAGCUGGUGAGGCGGUUCGAGUGGACGGAGGACACGGCGGCGCCGGUGGAUUUGUCGGAGAAGUUGAAGCUGUCGUGUGAGAUGAAGUGCCCGUUGGCGGCGGUGGUGGUGGAGAGGAAUGUUCCAUGUUAAGGCUGUGUUUGGAUGUUUCUAAUUAUGUCUAUUUUUGUUUAUUUAAUUCAUGUUUUAGUAUAAAUAUAAGUUAGAUUGAUGAUUGCCUUAGUGUGAGUUUGGAGGAGGGAGGUUGUUUAGUGAGUGAUUUUAGAUUAUUAUAAUUGUUGACUCCAAAUUUUGAUGUGGCUUUCCCUGUGGAGUCAACAAUUUUAUGUUUUUUUGGUCAACCUUUGAUUUCUAAUUAUUAUAUGACGAUAUAUAGUUUGUUGCUACGUUAUUCCAAAACAUUC